Molecule: messenger RNA, 1890 nt
Organism: Knipowitschia caucasica
Lineage: Eukaryota; Metazoa; Chordata; Actinopteri; Gobiiformes; Gobiidae
Source: the annotation of a GenBank genome assembly
AUGUCCGAGCGCUCCAAAGACAUUGAGAUCGGGGUGGAUGACGACGGACUCAUCUGUCUGACGCUCGAGGCUGACGAGAUCCAUGAAGAAAACCCAGGACUGUGGAGCAAAGACUUCAGGAAUCCCAUCGACCAGAGCAGAGCGCAGCCACAAAGCCACAGCCACAAAUCUGUCCUGACCUUCCCGGACGCCUCGGAGGAAGAUCUGGGUUUGUACUCUGUGGAAGUGAGUGACGAGCCCAGCGUGUCCUCCAGCUACGAUUUCACUGCAGAAGAUCUGGAACGCCUGAAGGAGCUCAGCUGGCAAGUGAGGAAUCCGUUGAUCGGGCUGAGGUCAGACUGGCAGGUGGAGGUCUCAGAGGAAGGAAGGGUCCGACUGUGGCUUCAAACUGAGAGUCUGAGCGACGCCGCGGAGCUACGCCUCAUACUCAACGACCAGGAAAUACACAGCUCUCCGCGUCGGAAGAUCUCGUUGGACAAGGCCAAAGGUCUGGUGGAGAUUCUGUUUGACCCGCUGACCCCAGAGGACCAGGGCUCCUACACGGCUCAGCUCCGGGACGGGAAGGCCAAGAACCAGUUCACUCUAGUCUUUGUGGACGACCUGUUUCGUCAGACUCUGGCCUUGGCUGAUGCAAACAGACACAAUCAUAAGAGGAAGUCUGGGCCACACUUCCUGGAUCCUCUGUCCUGGUCUGUGACUGACGACUGUGAGCUGGUCAUAAAGUGCACGGUGACAAAUACAAACAAGGACACGAAGCUGAAGUGGUUCAAGGACGGAAAGGAGAUGAAGCAGGUCGUGUGGGACCAGACGUCUGGCCUCAGCUCGCUCACCGUCUCACAGGUUUCGCAGGAGGAGAUGGGCGCCUACAGAGCGCUGGUGUCUGAUAAGAGGGGAGAGGAUCAGAGCACGUUAAAACUAUCGGAUGGAGAGUUCGACAAGCUCCUGCAGCAGCUGAGCAAACAGUGUGCGCUGUCGGCUGGACCUCUGAGUCUGGAAUGUUCUGAGGAAGGAUUCAGACUCUACUGCAACCUCAAGUACUAUAUAUACUACCUGAAGACCAGCUGGCUCUUCAAAGGAAAGCCCAUGGACCAGAGCAGGCUGAGGACUGGCUACAGCGCACACAAGGUCUGGGCUGAGGUUCUCGGCCCCACGGAGAAGGACCAGGGGAAGUACACUUUGGAGAUGUUUGAUGGAGCCGAGACACACACACGGCACCUGGAGCUGUCCGGACCAGAGUUUGCAGACGCCCUAAAGGAAUACCAGCGGCUGAAACAAGCCGCUCUGGAUGCAAAACGCAGAGCACAUGUGAUCAAGGGGCUGCCAGAUGUGGCGGCGAUCAUGGAGUGCAAGACUCUUUGCCUGACGGCCUUCGUGGACGGCGAUCCUUACCCGGACAUCUUCUGGCUUCGAAACGACAAACAGAUCGUGAGCCAGGGCCAGUUCUCCAUCGUCAAGGAGCACAAGUGUACGACCAUCACCAUCCACAACAUCACCACUCAGGACUCCGGCAAGUACAGCAUCUUAGUGAGCAACCAGUUUGGCGCCGAGACCGUGGACGUGACCGUGAGCGUCUACAAACAAGGGGACAAGCCGCCGGCGCACGCGACGUGGUCCUCCACAGACGUGGUCCUCCACAGACGUGGUCCUCCACAGACGCGACCCUCCACAGACGCGACCCUCCACAGACGCGACCCUCCACAGACGCGACCCUCCACAGACGCGACCCUCCACAGACGUGGUCCUCCACAGACGCGACCCUCCACAGACGUGGUCCUCCACAGACGUGGUCCUCCACAGACGUGUUCCUCCACAGACGUGGUCCUCCACAGACGUGAUCUGGUUUUCUUUGUGUCGUGGUGUAAAGCAGAAGUGUUCUGUCUGCAGUUUUAG